This is a messenger RNA of Daphnia pulex (common water flea), 2064 nucleotides long. RefSeq lists its product as uncharacterized. Gene Ontology annotation, molecular function: protein binding; extracellular matrix structural constituent. The record is from RefSeq and is a predicted model, not a curated record. Bases 482 to 1990 code for a protein of 502 amino acids. The transcript is spliced from 7 exons. Lineage: Eukaryota; Metazoa; Arthropoda; Branchiopoda; Diplostraca; Daphniidae.
CUCUUCAAACCAGCAACGUUUUCGACGUUCAUUCUGCCAGUUGUUAUCAAGAAUUCGAAGAGCUAACGCUAUCACCGGAUAGAUAAGUUAACCGCAAAAAUAUUUACAAAGUACGACUGCCCAGUGUGGUUUGUGUUUUGCGUGUCUCAGUGAACUGGGCAACUUCGUUCCAGUAGGACCUAACUCCUAUACUGUGAGCCUUUAGCUCCGGGCAUCGUAAAUCCCCAAGCGUCACUUUCUCUGCAAGGUUCUUUAGUCUUCGCAAUAUUGAACGAAGUAGGUGUGGUGUCCACUGUGUCCUCUUUUACUUCUAAUCAGCAAGACUAUUUAGAAUCAAAAGGUCUCGAUUUUGUCUUUGUUUCAGUAAAUGGGUGUGUGAACCCGGAACGACUUGAAAAUGCCGGAAGUUUAUCGUGCCAUAAAAAUAAUCACAUGUAUGUCAAAUCGACAAUUUUAUAUACUUUACAGGAGGGCAUAAGAGAUGGGCCAACGAAAUUUGAUGGCCCUUGCCCUACUGGCACUCCUAACGAUUGUUAAUGCAGUCAGUAUCGAAGCUAGAGCGAAUGGUGCUUUGGUAAUAGGUGGGGAUCGCAUUCAAGAACUUCAUGAAAUUCAGGAAGAGCUGAAAACGAAGUUUAAAAAUUUCGAAAUCAUGAUGGAAUCUGAAGUGGGCAAACUAAAAGAGAAGAUUGCGCUGUUGGAGACAAAAGUUCAGGACCAGGAUGUCCUGUUGCAAAGCUAUAAAGAUCGACAGGACGAUAGCACUAUUCCCACAACAAAUGUCGAAAUCAUGGAACGGAGUAGCAAAAAGACAAUUCUAGAACCCAAGACUUGCUUGGAAGCUCGUACGUCUGAUCCCUCGUUGGAAUCCGGAAUGUAUUUCAUCGAUCCGGACGGCCAAGGAAGAGGAGACGACCCCAUUUACGUGUACUGCAACAUGACUACCGGGUCAACAUCAGUGCUUCACGAUAGCGAGGAUGCAAUUGAAGUCGGCCACUGUUUCGAUCCCGGAUGUUAUUCUAGACAGAUCAAGUACAACGCUACGCUAAGACAGAUUACUAUGCUUAGUGAACUCUCGAAUGUGUGCCAGCAAUCCAUUAAAGUUGAUUGCUAUGAUGCCGCUUUCGAGUUCAACGGCAUUCCUUACGCUUGGUGGACCGACCGCAAUGGUGAAUCACGGUAUUUCUGGGCUGGAAACAAUAACAAUGCAAGCGGUCGUUACCAUACUUGUCAAUGCGGAUUAGACGGAAAUUGUAAAGACAAAAGCCUUUCGUGCAAUUGCGACAGCGAUUUGGCCAUCGAGUUAUCAGAUGUCGGAACUCUAAUGGACAAGGAAUUGUUGCCAGUGACAGCAUUGCAAUUCGGACGAACUAUAGCACCCACUUCUACGAACCGUCACACGCUCGGUCGGUUAGAGUGUAGCGGAAAAGUUGUACUCAACGGGAUGCCUUCCUCUUGUCAAGAUCUUUGGCGGAUCGGAUAUACCCUGAGCGGAUUGUAUUCCAUCAAAGGAUCGUCUUCCAACAAAGUUGAAACAGUUUACUGUGACUUCAGCAAACUGCCUGGCGAUCAAGAUCUCGAGACGCGGAUUGGAUCCAAUAACAUUGUAACAGUGCCUGUGUACUUCACCGUUGGGAGGACCACAUCAUUCUCUACUUUAAACACAAUCCUUUCCUUCGAGAAGGAAACACUGAAUGUUGGCGAUGCUUUUAACAUGUCGACGGGUGUUUUCACAGCACCUCGCAUCGGAACGUACUUUUUUGUUUUCUCCGGCUUCCCAGAAAAUGGCAAUCCUCUCUAUUUCAACCUUCAGUUGAACGAUGCAAAUGUUGCCAACUGCUACUCCCCCUACGUCUCAACAAAUUGCAAUAUUCCAUUCACCACGAAACUAAGUUCAGGGGAUCGAGUUCAGUUGUUUCUCCAAACAGGAUCAACAAAUAGUGCUGUUUUUACCGGAUGGCUGAUUGCGGAAGAUAUUUUCCAAUCUUAAAUUCUUGGAAUCAAAACGGAAACCCUAUCAAGCGCUUUAGCAACCUUAUGAUCAAUAAAACAUUUUCCAUUUUA